CUCAUCAUUCUAUUAAAUGGCUAUUGCUUUAUUUUCGGUUAACGCGUGUGCCAUUAUUUUUCUUGUUCCAAGUUUUUCCUUUGAUUUGCCUCUCUUUCAGCAUUCUGGUUUCGUAGAAAAGAAAAAAAACAUAAGAGUUUGUGUUUGAAUACGAUACGUACAGAAACAUGUCGACCCUCAUUGUACCCCCUGUUCCUCCUUCCCCCAGAGAUGAUGCCAUACAACUUCACACUGCUUUCAAGGGAUUUGGAUGUGAUACUAGUGCUGUAAUCAAUAUACUUGCUCAUCGAGAUGCUACACAGCGUGCCUAUAUCCAACACGAGUACAGAACAAUGUAUGCGGGGGACCUUCUCAAACGCUUAGCUUCGGAGCUUACUGGCAAGUUGGAGACUGCAGUUUUGCUUUGGAUUCAUGACCCUGCCACACGUGAUGCAAUAAUCCUUAAGCAGACUCUAACCGCAGCCAAAAAUAUCGAAGCUGCUACUGAAGUAAUAUGUUCACGAAGUUCAUCCCAGCUGCAAUAUUUAAGACAGAUAUAUCAUUCUAAAUUUGGCAAUUUUCUUGAGCACGACAUUGAAAGGAACACCUCUGGGGACCAUAAAAAGAUUUUGCUUGCAUAUGUAGCCACACCACGUCAUGAAGGCCCCGAGGUAAAUAGAGAGAUGGCUGAGAUGGAUGCGAAGGUUCUCUACAAAGCAGGGGAGAAGAAACUGGGAACUGAUGAGAAGACUUUUGUGCAAAUAUUCAGUGAACGGAGUGCAGCACAUUUGGCUGCUGUAGAUUAUUAUUACGAUAGCAUGUAUGGGCACUCAUUGAAAAAGGCAAUAAAGAAGGAAACAUCCGGAUUGUUUGCUUUUGCACUUCUGACAAUAGUUCAAUGUGCUGUGAAUCCUGCAAGGUAUUUUGCAAAGGUCUUGCGCAAGUCAAUGAAAGGUUUGGGGACUGAUGAUACAAAACUUAUAAGGGUGAUAGUAACAAGGGCUGAGUUGGAUUUACUGUAUAUCAAAGCCGAAUACUUGAAGAAAUACAAGAAGACGCUUAACGAUGCAGUUCACUCAGAAACAUCCGGCAACUACAGGGCUUUUCUUCUCUCACUCUUAGGUCCUAACCAGUAGUAAAUUAUGUUGAAGGAUGUUUUUGUGGAAUGAAUUCACCGUAUGAUGUUGAAUAAAUAAGCAAUGCCUAUCUUUUUCUGUAUUGAUAUUGUAAAUUAGGUAGUGCGUGGUGCUUUGUUAGUAAUAUGUACACACAUUUGGUUUCAGCUUGUAUUUGCUUUGUAAUUACAAUGCACAGAUAAAGGAUUAGUGUGUAUAAAACUGUUAAUUUUUGUUUCCAUUA
Cajanus cajan (pigeon pea) is the source of this 1338-nucleotide messenger RNA. Its product is annotated as annexin D5. Gene Ontology annotation, biological process: response to water deprivation; response to heat; response to salt stress. Gene Ontology annotation, cellular component: plasma membrane; cytoplasm. Lineage: Eukaryota; Viridiplantae; Streptophyta; Magnoliopsida; Fabales; Fabaceae. Gene Ontology annotation, molecular function: calcium ion binding; phosphatidylserine binding; calcium-dependent phospholipid binding. The record is from RefSeq and is a predicted model, not a curated record.